This is a messenger RNA of Hevea brasiliensis (rubber tree), 1317 nucleotides long. RefSeq lists its product as uncharacterized. The coding region runs from base 1 to 1317 and encodes 438 amino acids. NCBI's taxonomy places the organism in Eukaryota, Viridiplantae, Streptophyta, Magnoliopsida, Malpighiales, Euphorbiaceae. The record is from RefSeq and is a predicted model, not a curated record. The transcript is spliced from 2 exons.
AUGGAAAUUGAGAGAAUCAAGGAGCUGAUGCUCCUUUGGUGUAGAACCAGAGGUACUCCUGUGGCUCUCGUGGAAAGGCAAAAGGCCGUGGAAUUUGCUCGCGGUUAUCGAGCCAAGGAACAGAACAGGAUGAAGCAUUUGCCGGAUGGUGGCAUUGGUUUAGAUUCUGAUACCCUCUUGGUAACUAAGCUUCCUGAUUCGCAGGUUUUGCGUGUUGUGUCUCGCUCGGUGUUUUUAGCUGUCUUUAUUCUUACGCUACCUUGCAUUGGUUCCAUUUUGAAGGAACUUUCUUCAACUUCUAAUUAUAGUCUACCCGCAAAUGAUUCUGAUUCCGAUUUUAUUGAUGUUGAAUUCUUGGAUUCACUUUUGCUAGAUUUGGCUAAUGAGGGCCUUAUCAAGAAGGGCGACAAAGCUCUCUUUGUAAAAUCCGGCAUUGGGGCUGUAAUUGAUAAUUCACGUUUCUUGAAUGCCAAUGAGAUUGAUUUGGUAUUGGGAUCUGAUCUGGGGCAACAAUUAUUGUUCCAUAAUGCUUCAUUUGAUUUUGUAUUUGCAUUUGGAAUUAAAGAUAUUGAAUUUCUUGAUCGCGUUUUGAAAGUUGGUGGUGUUCUGGUUACUCAAUUGAGUGACCUUCCAAAUGCUCUUCAGAAGAAAUCAAAUUAUAAAGUUUUUUAUAUUCGGCGAUAUGGUUCAACGAUUGUGGCAUUGAAAAAAACAAGGUUGGCAAUUGAACUGGUGGAUUCUUCAGCAAGGAAGCAGCUUUGUGAGUUGGCAUUGCAGGCCAAGAAAGCAGCGUUGAAUGGCUUGGAAGAUGUUCUGCUUGAGCCCCCAAGAAAGGUUUUAGCAACAUCUAGAAAAUUCCUGAAGAAAUUCAACUAUCUUCCUGACUUGUUAGAGGAUUCUUUAGAAGGUUAUCCACGUCGAGUUUUUGUUGAUGUGAGCUUGCAAGAGGAGAAGGAUAGUGUAAUGGCAUGGUUUAAUGAGAACUAUCCAACUAGGAAUCAAAAAUUUGAGACAUACAACAUCGAAAUGGUGCCUGAAGUAGUGUCAAAGACAUUGGCACGGCGAGUCAAUGUUUCAAAUUGGUUGUUGAAGAAUGUGAGGCAAGAUGAGUUUGUUGUGAUGAAGGCAGAAGCAGAAGUGGUUGAGGAGAUGACAAGGAAGAGGACUAUCGAUUUGGUGGACGAACUAUUUCUGCAGUGCCAGAACCAGUGGCAGAAUGGUGAAGAGAAGAAGAGCAAGAGGGCUUAUUGGGAGUGUUUAGCUUUGUAUGGAAGGCUGAGAGAUCAAGGAAUUGCUGUGCAUCAAUGGUGGGACUAA